Messenger RNA from Candoia aspera, 4410 nucleotides. RefSeq lists its product as uncharacterized. The transcript is spliced from 6 exons. Lineage: Eukaryota; Metazoa; Chordata; Lepidosauria; Squamata; Candoiidae. The coding region runs from base 1417 to 4101 and encodes 894 amino acids. The record is from RefSeq and is a predicted model, not a curated record.
ACAUGGUGGAACACAUUUGGGUUUGCUUUCAUGAAAAUAUGCAAGCGGACUGGAAUGCACAGCUUAAAUCCUGUGAAUGUUUACUUGACCCUACCCCCACUACACACUGUAGCGCUUGCUUCUAAGGAAUUGCCUAAGAUUAGAACUGGGCUGUUAAAAUACACAUAAUCCUCAAAAUAAAUCCUGUGUCACUGCUGAGAUUGCCUGCUAAGCAAGCAUGCAGUAGGGCCAGGCUGCCGUUCUGUGCAGAUGUACAUGGAGAUAAAGCUGACUGAAAGCAAGAUCUGUUUAUACGACUGGGCUAUGAGACAUAUUUUGGAAUAGAAGAUAAGAUUACUCAUUCUUAAAUGUAAUAAAUGGUCUAGCACCUAUCAACCUUUAUUACUCACAACACUGAUACCCUGGAUUGUGCAAGUGUCUUCUAAUCUUGUUCAGCUGAGCUGUGCUGUUACCAUGAUGUUCUAGAAUGUGGGGCAAUGAAGGAGAACAAGUAAUCUGAUGUGGAAGCAGCUUUAGUUCUGUUGUGUUGAGGGGCUUGUAUACAAAGGAUUACUUUUUUCUUAACCAAAUGCAAACCUUAGUGUAUCGCACAACAUAAAAGUCUGAGCUGAAAAUGGAAGUAGGUAUGGCUGGGAAAAACAUAAGUUAGUCUUGGAAUAGUCAUCUCAGAUUCCUGCAAGAAAUAGAAAUUGAUUAUUAUAUGUUAUCAAUUAAUUAUGCAGUGAUUUCAUUUUGAAUGGCCACUGGGGUUAGUGUUCAAAUACUGCAGUACUGUGUGACCUACUGGGACAGAGGACUCGGGGGUUCUUCUCUGUUAAGCUUGCUUGUACCUUGAGCCAAUCACUUUCUUUCAGCUGGCCCUGCUUCACAGAACUGAUGGGAGGUAAAAUGGAGGAAUCAUUAAACCUACCUUGGGAUACUUGGGAGAAGAGUGUGAUAUAAAUAUUUAGCCAUUUUUUGGCCCUUGAACUUCCAGGAUUUUCCAGCUUUGAUCAAACUACCUCCUUCAAUAAACAGAGGAGACAACUGUAAGUUAGUUAAGAAGGGAGCGGGUUUAUAUAGCAGAUCAAAGGUUUUCUGGUCUAAACACUGGCUUUUGAAACCUGACCUUUCUUCCACAGGAGACGCAGUAUUCUGCCUUUUCUCGUGAGCUGUGACUUGCCCCGUCUUAAUAUCUCUGCGCCUGAUACAAGUGGGAAAAUGUAGCUAUUGUGGCUGUUCAGAGUUUAGAUUCCUAGGUUUGGAGGUUUCAAAAUCUACACUCCCUGCAUAAAUGACAUAUGGAGGAGAAUCGAGGGUCAUCUCCAAGGCGUUUCGUUCCCCACAUCUGAAUUGCUUGCGUUUGGACUUCUGCAGGCCUGACCUCUGCUGCAUAAACUUCUGCCAACUAGACAUUUUGGUUUUCCCUUGAUAGCAAUGAGGCGUGAUAGACCACAAGAACGGGCAGCUAGCUGGCCAGCAGAGCAUAUCAAGGUGCUCCUUGCCCUCUGGACUGAGGCAGCGGUCACUCAUGAUCUUAGCUCCCACGGCAGGAACCGUGCAGUCUAUGAUGGCAUUUCUCAGCGCCUGGCAGAAAUGGGCAUUUACCGAACCGGAGACCAAUGCCGUGAAAAAAUGAAAGGCCUGAAAGUGGCUUACCGCAAGGCUAAGGAAAAUAACUCUGUGGGGCGGCCGCCUAUCAAAUGUCCAUUCUAUGAUGAAAUUGACCAGAUAAUGACACAGUAUAUAAACUGCAGGCCAGGUUUUCCCUCCGAGGCCAGCGAAGGGUCCAGUGUCACUGCAGACAGACAGGAAGGGCUCUCCAUCUCUGAGCCCUGGGGGACCCAAUCCAGCAUCUCUGAGCGUUGGGGGUCCCAGGCCUCUGGGCACUGGCUGUCACAAACCACGGCCUCUGAAAGCCAAGGGACCGAUGAAUUCGGCUAUGCCCAGGCGGAGUCUCAUGAUGCUUUUGGUGAGAUCCAAGUCAUCCCAGUUCAGGUGAAGGAAGAGGAAUCGGAAGAUGAAAUCUCACCUGAGCUGGAUGUGGCCUCUCCUAUACUAAUGGAGAUCCAACCUCCACCCAGACAGCUCAUCUCCAUGCUUGACCAACGUCCCCAUCUUCGAACUCGAAAACAAAAGGCGCAGGGGGAUGGGCAGUCGAGGGGCACUGGCCAGAAAUGCGGUCGUUCCCAUCAACCGGAGUUGCAAAGAAUGCAGAAACAGGUUGCCAUCCAAGCUGAGGAAAAACAGAGUUUAGCAGAGUUCAUCCAGCAUGACAAGGAGAUGCGGCGUGAGGAUAGGGAGUUCCAGGCCCAGCUCUUUGAGAAACUUUUUCAGAAGCAAACUGAGCUUGUCCAGGUGCUGACUCAACAAUCUCCUGCCAGUCCUAGUUCUGCCUGUCCUAAUCCCAUGCAGACCUUGCAGAUGUCCACAAAGAAUGGAGCAGGAACAGCUGCAGGGCCUAGUUCACCUCUGCAGGCUUUGCUAGAACAGAUAAUGCAGUCUGACCUUUCAGGGAAGAGUCUAAGUAGACUUGCAGUGAAGGAAGCACUCGGAGCAAGAGUUAAGGUGCCCCCUGAUGUGCAGUAUUGGACUGCUGAAGAGAUACUGAGGUGGCUGUUGUCUCAGCAGCCCCCUGCAGACCACUGUCAGGAGAUGCUGUCGGGCCCAAGGCUCCCUUAUGUUGCGGGGCACUUGGGAGCAACAGGGAAAGGUGAUAAUUCAGAGGCACAUCUCUCAGUUUUGAAUCCAUUGUGUGAUUCAUACCAGAGCUCUCAACAGCAAGGUAAAGACCAGCUCCAUAACAAGGCCCAACAUCUGUGUGCCAGCAGUUGUGCUAAAGCACUGGAGACAGACAUAGACUUAGAGACACACCGACAGUCUUUCAGGCAGUUCCAUUAUCAGGAAGCCCAGGGACCCCAAGAAGCAUACAGGUGUCUGUGGCGGCUUUCCCAUCAGUGGCUAAGGCCAGAGGUCCGUAGCAAGGAGCAAAUUAUGGAGCUGCUGGUGGUCGAGCAGUUCCUGAACAUACUCCCUGAGGAGAUCCAGACCUUGGUACGUGAAUGUCAGCCAGAAAAUAGCAAGGAAGCUGUAGCCCUGGCAGAGAGAUUCCAGCUUCAUUUUGAAUCCAAGAGGCAACGGGACCAAGUACGGGUUACCUCCGAUAACAUGGUUGUAGAUUCUCCCCAAGAAGACGUGAACGAGGAUCAGAGACAACCCUGCAUAAAAGACAGUCGAGAAAAUACUAGGAAGGUUGGCUUACUAGGUACGGAAACACAUCUCCAGCUGAGGAAGAGACCCAGGUCAGAUCCGAGGGAGCAGAUUGUGCCCAAGCAGGAUGGAGAACACGGUGUGGCAGCAGCCAAGCAGAUGAAGCUGGGUACUAGCAGAGAGGAGCAAGAAAUGGCUGAAGCUGGAGAGAAAGCAAAAGAAAUGCCAACCUCCCUGCCAGGAAAGCAAGCUGGCAAGGCCAAAGGGCGGGGAAGAUCUGUCCCAGGUUAUAAUGUGGCCGGGGAGAGCCAGGCUGAGGGGGAAGCUAAGAUGAAAGGCAGUGGCCGCGUUUCAGAAGCCGUGAAUGGGGUACUCUCUUCCAGCGUGCUGCGUGAGCAGAAAGCAUCGGCUGGUCUUGGGCCAUCUCAGUUGGCUUUUGACAAGGAUGCAACUGUGUCCAGCCCCCAACCUGGGCAUGAUGGUCAUGGGUCUCCUGAUAUAGACAGACCUUCACUUAGUGACAGCAUUGACAUUUUACUGGAUUCUCCCUGGAGUGGAAAUGGCAGUGGUGACACAGCCCAUGAUGGGCCCCCUGGUUCCAGGAUGCUACCCCCCUGUGUGGGCUGUACCAUGUUGAAGGCUGAGUUGGAUACAGUACGUGAGGAGCUCCGAUUAACCCAAGCUUCCACACUGUAUGGGUUGAGUGGUACCUCUUUGCAAGACUUAUCAGAGGCUCUUGGCACUGUUGUACGUGUCCUGAACAACACAAAAUCUUUGUCAAGAACAAACACAUCCCAGAACAUUGCUGAAAUCCCUGGUAGGCCAGUAUGGCGAGAAAGAAAUGUAAGUCUCCCACUGCAUGGGCCGAAUGUACCCCCGAAUCAAGAAAUUCAGCAGCAAUAUAAAUAUUAGAAGGACCUGAUUUAAAAUGAGAGUGAAAAGCACCCUUUGCUCUGGAAUGCCUGAGACUUAUAACUACCCCUGCCCUUGAUCCCUUAUGCCUUUCCCAUCCUGUUGAGUUGCUUAGACUACAGCAGGCUCUGAAGCAGAUGCUCUUUGCCUGCUAUGGUGCAAGUGUCAUUCCUUUCUCUUUUUACUGUUACCCUUGUUUUUUUUAUACAGUAGUAAUCUCUUUCUUCCCUUUCCUGCUUAAGUUUAAAUAAAGCAACUGGGAAUGAUUUACUGUACCAUUUGUGGGCAAUAAAUAGCAUGUGCAUUGAA